GAUGGCGUCAUUACGGCCCCUGCGUCUAAUGGCUGAACAACAACAACCGUCUGAGAGCGACAAACUUUCGCCAACUUCUACAAAGACAAAGGAAAGUUGGGAGUAACUCGUCGUUUCUGCUGGGCGACACUUGACACGCGUUUGUUUGCGUUCCCUGUGCCCACAAAUGUGGAGUUACUGAUGGAUCCGCGAUAUGACAUGCCCCGGAGGGCCGCCGGUGCUGGCGGGGGCUCCUCGAACUCGUCCCCCGCUCUGGGGGCUCAGUCGCGCCGGCGGAAAAUGCCUCCGAGACCCGCUGACUUUAAACUUCAAAUUAUCAUUAUCGGCUCCCGCGGCGUCGGUAAAACCAGCCUGAUGGAGAGAUACACCGACGACACGUUCUGCGAAGCGUGCAAGUCGACCGUAGGCGUUGACUUCAAAAUCAAAACAGUUGAGCUUAGAGGGAAAAAGAUCCGACUGCAGAUUUGGGACACAGCUGGCCAGGAGAGGUUCAACAGCAUCACAUCAGCCUACUACAGAGGAGCCAAGGGAAUAGUGUUAGUGUAUGAUAUCACAAAGCAGGAGACCUUUGAUGACCUCCCCAAAUGGAUGAAGAUGAUAGACAAGUACGCCUCAGAGGAAGCAGAGCUCCUCCUGGUCGGGAACAAGCUGGACUGCGAGACUGAUCGUAUCAUCUCCAGACAGCAGGGAGAAAGGUUUGCCUCUAGAAUAAGCGGAAUGCGCUUCUGCGAAGCUAGUGCCAAGGAUAACUUUAACGUGGAUGAGAUCUUCCUGAAGCUUGUCGAUGACGUUCUUAGCAAGAUGCCUCUGGAGCUUCCUAACAAGGAGCUUUCCAACAGUGUCCUGUCUCUGCAGCCCGAACCAGAAGUGCCUCCAGAGUUGCCCCCUCCCCGUUUUCGCUGUUGCUGAGAGUGGUCCCCUGUCCUUUACACACACACACACACACACACACACACACACACACACACACACACACACACACACACACACACACACACACACACACACACACACACACACACACACACACAUGUUCAUGCAAAUCACCAGUCUGACCAGCAGGGGGCAGCACACAGCAGCAGUUUAGUAGCUCUGACUACUGCUGUUCAGAUGCAUGGACUCUUUUAACAACCAGUAUUAUGUCUUCUCCUGUUUUGUAACAGCACACCGUGAAAUGUAGCCCCGGUCAGUCCCCCACGUUCCCCGACAGCUCUGUCAACACUUUACCCUGACUACCUCAAUCCUCGGACCGUCAGGCACUGUGCCCCGCACGUGCCUCGGAGGUAGCGAGCCCUCUGGUAGUAGCUGCACAUUUUGUAAGGAGGGCCUUAAAAAGUAAAUUACAGGCACCUUAAACUACGUUUGACAUUGUCGAAGUUCCUCCAACAUUUAUAUUGUUAUAAAUAGAUUUUCCAUGUAAUAGAAAAUAUGAAUCACUACAUCUCACAUCAGCUUAGUUUAAAUGAUGGGUCUACAGCAGGUACAGUAGUUUUCUCUUUUUAUAAAAGGCUAUUACUGACUUGAGCUAAACAAAAGCACAUGAUGUAAAUAUGGUGUGUUGCUGCAAUGACUGGACAAGGUGCAGAUAUGGAUAGGUGGUUGUGUGAUGCUGGUGAUAUCAGUUUGUACUUCUUUGCCUUACAGUAUUAAAGCAGGUGGAAGGACUUCGCAUUUGAAUAAACUGUAAUAUUUUUGCACUGUGAUCCAUCUUAGCUUAGCUGGGCUGACAUGCAGAGAAGGAAAGCACACAACUGUAUAGUUUAGCUCUAUUGAUGAACAACGUGGCCUCGGCCGUGGCCGCUCUGAACUCUUCCACACCCUCUCUGCAAGUGGGAUGGAGAUGAAAGAGAGAUGGGUGAUGUAGUGUCUGAGGGAUUUAGUUUGUCACGGGGGGCAUUUUCUGUUUGAGUUGCUGACUAUUCAGGAGGAAUAGGUUCUAAGAUGCUAGUUCAGGUUAAUCCAGCAUCUUGGUUUUGUUACUAACAUUUGUUUUAUUGUUUUUAUAUAUUAGCUCUGUAUUCGGCUCAAGCUUAGAGAAGUUGGUGAGAGUCUGUGUGUGUGUCGACAGAACGACAGAAAGGUUUAUUUAGUAUUUGAAUGACUCAGGAAGUUUUGAUUGGCUCUUACCUGCUCAUUUUUUAGGCUUGUACCACAGACCUACAUAAAACUGAAUAAGGAAACAAAAACCUAUGUUUCAUAGAGCGGUCGGCUGCUUUGGCAGAUUGUUGUGGACCAGUAUGGUGAUAUCCCAUUACCUGCACCAGGCUUUGCAUGAGAAGUCCCUCUGUGCUCAUGGACCUUGAUGAUCCUUUAAUUAUUCAGUCUUUGUUGUGACAAAAAUACAAUAUUAGCAGUGUAACACUUUGCAUGUUUCUACCUUGGCUCUCGUCUGCAGGUGAUGGAAGGACAAACCCAUUCAAGCCCAUUUCACCCCAACAUAUUUGUGUUGGACGGUUUUGUGUUUUUAUUGUGUGUUAAACUCAAGUUUUUGUGUCACUCACUAUGUGUGUGUUUUUUUAACAAAUGAAUAGUUUCAGUCAAACCAAGCACAAUGAGAUUAUCAGUCAACAAAUGACCUUUGCUUAUGAAUGAUCAGUUAUCCACAGUUCAGCAGCAGCACCAGUGUGAAUGGAUUGAAACUUUUCAUUUGCGCUCCCCUCCCUGAGAUUCAGCCUUCAGUACUAACCCUGCUCUUUGUUUCAGCUAAGCCUUACACUACUCCAUGUUAUGAAUGCACAUUUUUAAAUGCUUUCAUUUAAAACCUGCAUCCUUUUAAUUCGGAAGCCUCUACUAUAUAUGAAACCUCUCUUUGAAAGGUUUGGGCAUGUUAAAAAAGGAUUUGUGAUAUUUAUAACCUGUGGCCAUCGUUGAACUAAUGAAAUCCAAUUAAAGAUAUAUAUAUUUAUUACCA
This is a messenger RNA of Betta splendens (Siamese fighting fish), 2911 nucleotides long. It is a transcript of the gene rab12, whose product is annotated as RAB12, member RAS oncogene family. Gene Ontology annotation, cellular component: synaptic vesicle; trans-Golgi network transport vesicle; endosome. The coding region runs from base 181 to 909 and encodes 242 amino acids. The transcript has 6 exons. Gene Ontology annotation, biological process: regulation of exocytosis; protein secretion; cellular response to insulin stimulus. The record is from RefSeq and is a predicted model, not a curated record. Lineage: Eukaryota; Metazoa; Chordata; Actinopteri; Anabantiformes; Osphronemidae. Gene Ontology annotation, molecular function: GTP binding; GTPase activity.